UUUAAAUGGAUCUGUAAUUUUGAUGAAAAAGAAGGGAGCAAUGAAUCUGUUUUCUUGAAUGUUUUCUAGUGUAUUACCAUUUAUUUAUCUUAGCUAUAAAAAUUUACAUUUCCAAAAGCCUGACUAGGUUUUAUUAAAUCUGAAAAAUAAAUCGCUGAUUGUUUCUGUAAAAACAAUGGAACAGAAAGUAGAGCAGCUGCACUUUAAUAUUAAUACUUAUUUUGAGGAAUUGGGACCCUUCUGGGAAGCUCACCUACAUAUUAUGUUGUUGAAGAUUUCUAAAUAUGGUUUUCUUCUUCUAUGCACGUGCCAAACUGUUUUCUCCCAGCAAAUCUUACUCAGAAUCUGUGAGCUUCUUUUGUGCUUAGCCAGUGGACACUACUCCUUUUUCUUGUGCUAGCCAAGCACUGUGUCUCAUUUGAAUGAUGACAUUAUUGCACUUAUGUUAAGGUCUGUUUUGAGCUUAGAGGAGUCUUGGCUGCCGUUUUCAUCCAUUUAUAGUUAUUUCCUGUUACUUAACCCCUACACAGCACAUAUAGAUGUGUGUUUGUUAUAAUCAGGUUGAUGGCAGUGUUAUUUCUGUGAGCCUGGAGCUGCCCAGUAAACAUGGGGCUUGUGUUUUCAUCCCUUAGUAACCAGCUACCUGCUAAGAACCACUCUGGACCUAGGAAAGUUCGUGCUCUGGAACUCUGAGUCAGAGAACUAAUAGAGCUCAGUGCCAAGGCAGGAGUGGGUCUGAUUUUCACUGAAUGGAGUCAUCCAGUCAGCUGUUCCUUCAAAAUUAAAGCUCAUGGAGACAGCCUUUCUUCUGCACUCAUUGGAGCUACUUAAUCAAGGAUUUAUUUGAAUGUUUGAAGAAGUAGGUACUGACACCCAAUUAAUUGCCCACUACCAACACCAACAACAUCUCCACCUCUGCACUCCCUGCACAAGACAUUCUGAGAGGUCACAGUAAUGAAAGGCAGUAAUAGAAAUAAGGAUCAUUCAGCAGAAGGAGAAGGGGUUGGAAAACGACCAAAACGAAAGUGUCUUCAGUGGCAUCCAUUGCUAGCAAAGAAACUUCUUGAUUUUUCAGAAGAGGAAGAAGAGGAAGACGAAGAGGAGGAUAUUGACAAGGUUCAACUUCUUGGGGCCGAUGGCCUAGAGCAAGAUGUUGGUGAAACUGAAGAUGAUGAAUCACCAGAGCAGCGAGCCCGGAGACCAAUGAAUGCAUUUCUUUUAUUUUGCAAACGCCAUCGCUCUCUUGUACGUCAGGAACACCCCAGGCUUGAUAACCGAGGUGCUACCAAGAUACUAGCUGAUUGGUGGGCUGUUCUUGAUCCAAAGGAAAAGCAGAAAUACACAGACAUGGCCAAGGAGUAUAAAGAUGCAUUUAUGAAAGCAAAUCCUGGCUACAAAUGGUGUCCUACCACAAACAAGCCUGUGAAAUCCCCAACACCCACUGUCAAUCCACGAAAGAAACUUUGGGCCUUCCCAUCUGACUCUUCAAGAGACUUGCCAAGCCCCAAGAAAGCAAAGACUGAAGAAAUGCCUCAGCUUAACUUUGGAAUGGCUGAUCCUACUCAAAUGGGAGGCCUGAGUAUGCUGCUGUUAGCUGGAGAACAUGCUCUUGGCACACCAGAGGUAUCCUCUGGCACAUGCAGGCCUGAUGUUUCAGAAUCUCCUGAAUUACGUCAGAAGUCACCAUUGUUUCAGUUUGCCGAGAUAUCUUCAAGUACGUCCCACCCUGAUGCUUCUACAAAGCAGUGUCAAACAUCCGCCUUGUUUCAGUUUGCAGAGAUUUCUUCAAACACUUCGCAGUUGGGUGGUGCUGAGCCUGUAAAACGCUGUGGAAAGUCUGCACUCUUUCAACUGGCAGAGAUGUGCCUGGCAUCAGAAGGGAUGAAAAUGGAAGAAUCAAAGCUAAUAAAAGCAAAAGAAUCCGAUAGUGGAAGAAUUAAAGAAUUAGAGAAGGGAAAGGAAGAAAAAGAAAUUAAAAGGGAGAAAACAGAUGAAACCAGGUUACAGAAGGAAGCAGAAUUUGAAAAAUCAGCUAAGGAAAAUGUAAGAGAUUCUAAGGAAUUGAGAAAUUUUGAGGCAUUGCAAAUAGAUGACAUAAUGGCUAUAAAAAUGGAAGAUCCCAAAGAAAUUAGAAAGGAAGAGUUAGAAGAAGAUCAAAAAUGUAGUCAUUUUCCUGAUUUUUCUUAUUCUGCCAGUAGCAAGAUAAUAAUUAGUGAUGUUCCCAGUAGAAAGGAUCACAUGUGCCAUCCUCAUGGAAUUAUGAUCAUUGAGGAUCCUGCAGCAUUAAACAAGCCAGAAAAGCUAAAAAAGAAAAAGAAGAAAAGCAAAAUGGAUCGACAUGGAAAUGAUAAAUCCACACCCAAGAAGACUUGCAAAAAGAGGCAGUCUUCUGAGUCUGAUAUUGAGAGCGUCAUAUAUACCAUUGAAGCUGUCGCAAAGGGAGACUGGGGAAUAGAGAAACUUGGAGAUACCCCUCGCAAGAAGGUCCGCACAUCCUCAAGUGGCAAGGGAAGCAUUUUGGAUGCCAAGCCACCAAAGAAAAAAGUAAAAUCAAGAGAGAAGAAAAUGUCAAAGGAGAAAUCCUCAGAUACCACCAAAGAGUCAAGACCUCCAGAUUUCAUUAGUAUUUCUGCUAGCAAGAACAUUUCUGGUGAGGCGCCAGAGGGUAUAAAAGCAGAACCAUUGACGCCCAUGGAAGAUGCACUACCACCCAGCCUAUCAGGACAGGCCAAGCCUGAGGACAGUGACUGUCACAGAAAAAUAGAAACUUGCGGUUCCAGGAAAUCCGAGAGGUCUUGCAAAGGUGCUCUUUAUAAAACCCUGGUGUCUGAGGGCAUGCUCACCUCUCUGCGAGCUAAUGUUGACAGAGGAAAACGAAGCUCAGGAAAAGGAAACUCCUCUGAUCAUGAAGGGUGUUGGAAUGAAGAAAGCUGGACAUUUUGUCAGAGUGGGACCAGUGGGAGCAAGAAGUUCAAGAAGACAAAGCCAAAGGAAGACUGUCUCCUUGGCUCCGCAAAGCUGGAUGAAGAAUUUGAAAAAAAAUUCAACAGCCUCCCUCAAUAUAGUCCUGUUACAUUUGACCGGAAAUGUGUACCUGUCCCAAGAAAAAAGAAGAAGACUGGAAAUGUGUCCUCAGAACCGACUAAAACCAGCAAAGGAAGUGGGGAUAAAUGGUCAAACAAGCAACUCUUCUUGGAUGCCAUUCACCCUACAGAAGCCAUAUUUUCAGAAGACAGAAACACCACGGAGCCUGUUCAUAAGGUUAAAAAUAUCCCAUCCAUUUUCAACACUCCAGAGCCAACAACAAUGCAAGAACCUUUGGUGGGCAGCCAAAAGAGAAAAGCAAGGAAAACCAAGAUUACACACCUUGUCAGGACAGCAGAUGGCCGGGUAUCACCAGCAGGAGGUACUUUGGAUGACAAACCAAAGGAGCAACUGCAGAGGAGUCUCCCUAAAGCAACCGAGACAGACUGCAAUGACGAAUCCUCACACAACACCGAGGUCGAGGAGACGCGGAGCAGUACUCCAGAAAUGCCUGCUGUGUCUGCGUUCUUUAGCCUCGCUGCACUGGCUGAAGUGGCAGCCAUGGAAAACGUGCACAGAGGUCAGAGGUCAACUCCGCUCACCCAUGAUGGACAGCCAAAAGAAAUGCCACAGGCUCCUGUACUUAUUUCCUGCGCUGACCAGUGAAGCGCCCUUUCAUUGUAAAACAUUGUGCUUUACCUACUAUCCUAGCCUUGUCUUUACCGAGGGAUGCUAGUGAGUCCAAGUGGUGGAAAAUAUAGACUGCAAACAAGUGCUUGUUGCCCCACACGGCCCAGAUUCACUUGAAGCAGAAGUUAGCAUCCUGGGCCACUUUGUUCUCUCACAACCCAGAAUAUUUGAGGGUAAGGUUAUCUGUCUGAUACUGAGCAGAAACAGAAUGGUCCUGGAGCUUUGCUUUCUAUUGAAGGCUUUUGAUGGUAAUAGGUGGUAACUUGGUAAAAGGCUGCCUUUACUGUAGCUCAUCCAGCAUCUCUUUUACCAACCAGAGAGUGUGAAACUAGUUUCAUAUAUUACCUAGUUAUUCUUUCAAAACAAAACAAAACAAAAAAACAAAAACUGACGCACUGCACUAGUUAUUAUUAGAUAUUCUUAGUCUUUUUUGUACAUGGAGAUUUAAGUUCUAAGAUGGUUUAUAUAAUAGGUUAUACCUACAUUUAUAUUGUAGAAUAAAUAUUAAAAAGCCUGUUCCAGAGACUCCCAAGCAGCCUGGGCAGGCAGAUGUACCAUUGUUAGUGGUGUAUGCUCGGCCUCGUGGUCCAUAUAUUCUGCACUUUUAUAUUUGCCACCAGAAUGGUAGUUUGCUGGCAAAAAAAAAAAAGAGAGAGAGAGAGAAAAUUACAACUCUUACAAUCUGAAUUUUUUUCUUAGCCUUGAGUGACCAAGAAGAAUUUGCUUGAGGCAAAUUGUGGCAAAUAUUUUCCCAGACAGGGGAAAAGUCCUGCAGAUUACAGAUUACUGAUGUUUUCAUGCCUUGAGGAUUCUUUUAUUUUUACACAGGGGUCUAGGUGACCAAUGGAUUGUUCAUACAAACAAAAAAAAAAGACAAAAAUAUUAUUCAGAAGUGACCUUAGUAUUACUUCACUAUUCUAAACACAUUGAAGACACUUACUUCAUGUGGACUUGGAACUACAGACCUUUUACAUCCAUCACAGAUUGACUGGACGGGUUGCAAUUGCUAUGCACAGCCUAAUUGGCACUGCAGGUUUUUAGAGCCAUUUUGAGUUUGUGUUGUUUAGGAGGUAUUGAGUCAAUGAUGAGGGAGGUAUGCCUGACCAGAGUGGGACUCUCAGUCAUAGAUCCACCUGCAAGUCUCUGUUUCCUUUUUGUGUUUUGUUGCUUUUGAACAUAAAACCAACGAUACAUACGCCAGCGCCAAGUGGAUUAACUGGCUUAGAACAUUCAACAUAUUGACUUAACCACCUGACGUUCACAGUGUCUUGUUUCCUAGCAACAGAUGCAAAGUGAUAAAUCAAAAUUAGUCUGAGGCUACAGAUUUUACAGGGUAUUUGUUCUAUAGCACAAAGUAUUUCCCCACUCUUGCGUCACAGCACAAACUACCAAAUUUUAAUUAUUGGAUUCCAGCAAUAAUUUUUAAUGGUUUUCAAACUGGCGGAAUUUUGACAGUGCUAGUUCGAGUUUGAAGCUUUUGAAUUAGAUCUCUAAAUGGUGACAGUUUACAUGGUUUUAUCUAGCUUUCUUAUUUAUACUUGACUGAAUUGUAAUGAUUUUUUUUCUAAUUGUAAUUUGACUUAAUAGCCAUACAAAAAAUGACUCUAUUCAUACUAGGCUUAGCUUCUCAUGGUUGUAGAUAUUACUUCAGUUCCGGUGCUGGAAAAUAUGUACAACAUACUAACAGGAUUGAAAAAAAUAUAGAGGUUUUUCGUCUUUUUUUUUUUCCAAAGCAGGUAAAGAGGGUAGCAAAGCAUCGGAAUGAUUACUCAAAAAUGCAUAUUCCUGGUGGGGAUGGAGGAAGAAGGAAUUAGUAAAAAGUUAAUCAGAAGUUACAGCUUAACCGCAUUCAUAUAGGAAUAAAUCAAGUGAGCAGUUCCAGACUUUAGCAUAAUAUUUUUACUAUGAUGCUGUUUUAUUAAUAUUUUCUAAAUUUCAAAACAAAAAGUGAAUGUUGGAAAUUGCUGGGUCCCGAUGUUGGUGGCUGUUGGAGUUUUGGACCACUCGCUAGCAGUGAUUUGAAGAUUAUAAUUAGCUAAAAUCCAAAACAAAAAACCAACAACAAAAAUUGUAUGGUGCAGAACAUGCACCUUGACAAUGGUACUUGUUAUUCUAUAGAACACGUUAGAAUAGAUCUAUUUUUGCCAGAGCACCCUCCUUCAGUCCUCCAAUUACAUUUCACUAGAGUUCCUUAAGAGACUGCUGUAUAUUCAUGGGACCUUUUUUAAAAAAAAAAAGCAAAACAAAAGAUUACUUUUUUCUAUGUGAUUAAUAUCUUAAAAAAAAAAAUUUUCCUAAACCUCAGUGGCUUUUCCCUUAGGCAGGGUUGGGGGUGGGAGGGCAACUUACUGGAGAUGACUGUUUUCAGAUACUUUAAAACAAACCUUUUUGUAGAAAUGCUUAAUUUUUAAGCGGUUAGGCACCGAGAGUAGCAGAAAUCCUGCAAAGCUUUAUAGUUCCUUAGACUCACCUUGUCGAUUCUCUGAGUAAAGUCUUGAUUUCAGUAAUUGUGCUUCUUGUGCCCUGAAUCUGCUGGAGAGGAGUGUUGUUAUUUUCUGGUAACAACAUUUGUUAGCACAAAUAUUUCAGACCAAUAUGUAGUGCUCUCCUCCCCACCCCUCGUUAUCAUUUUCAUUUCAUUUCUCUCGUUCUUUUUAUUUUGGAAAAUCAUAUUGCUAUAGUGUGUACUUUAAUCUGCCAGCAGAUACCAUCUACACUAACAUUUGUCCCACAGCAUCCUCAAGAGAAGAAGUUGUUGCACCUUAUAUAUAUCUCAAGCAAACCAAAAUAUGAUGCUCUUCUGCUUUGUUUUAUUCUAAAUUGUUGUAUCAUAUCUUUCUGAAACCAUUCUGAAUUUAGUUGAAAUUAUCAAUAUUUAUGCUUUUAACCUUAAUUUCUGGAUUCAAGCCUGUAUAUAAAUCUUUUGAAAAAAAAAAAUUGUCCUAGCCCUUCUCUGCGAUGCUGGAAGUAGAAGAUUUCGUCUCAGAUGGAGACGCAGUACUGUUCCAGUUUUCUUUAGCCUUUUAUUUAUUUAGUUAUUCUGGGUAUUUCCUAUGUAAUUUUGAAGUGUGUAGAGUAUAUUAUAGUAACUGAAGCUGCAGCUCUAAGAAGCUGAGUGAAAGAAAAAAUACUGUAAGACAUCCUUAAAGUUUUUAUUUGUUUGGGUACUGUAUAUGAGAUCAGGAAAAAGAGAAAUGUCCCACAGCCACAUUGGAAAUACAGGUUCUUGUCCCCAAAUUAGGUUAGUUCCCAGAUUUUAGAUCAAAACUGUUAAUUCAUUAAAACCCCUUUUAAAAGAUAAAUUCUACUGUUGUAAUUCCGAUAGUCAUUUUCCCCACAAAUAUCAGAAAUGUAUUUAUUUAAUUCUGUCAGACGAGCUUUCUCCCGAUGCCGUGUCCCAAAGCGUGUUAAAAUAAUUCCAACGUUAGCAGUGUGAUUAUACUUCCUGCCACUAAAAUUGCUGGAGAAACAAAAUAAUGAUGGAACACUAUGAACAAAAAGGAGCAUCUGAACUGGUCUGGUUAUUUAGAAUCCAAUGUGUUCAAAUCCUUUUGUUUUCUUAUUAAGUCAGAUGCUACUGUAAGUCAGAUAAAAUUUUGUUUGCACUCUGCAGUCUUUGGCUCAAUGUAUGGAAAUGUUUGCACCUAUGUAAAGUCUCAAGCUAAUUACACAUUGCUACAGAACAGGAGUAAGCUGAAAACUGAAUGCCAUGUUUUGUUUAUAAGGUGGGGAGGGGAGGGGAAAUACCAAAAAGCUCUGUUCCAAGUUUGGCAUUUGACAUUAAUGUGAAGCAGUGGGACCAUGCUGCCUGCUAAAACUACUGUAUGAAUUGUAAGUGUUCUGAAGACGAGCAGCUGGAGGCUGGAGGAUGGCAUUCCACACAGCAAAGGAGAAGCACCACCACUUCGUCUGGGAAAAGGAAGGAAAUUGCGGGAGGCCUGGAUCCAUCAUUUGUAAAGGGGAUGUCGCGGGGUGUGAUGCUGUUGAGGAGAUUCACCUUCGAUUGCACUGCUCCACAGAGCCCUCAUGUAAGGCCAAUCCUAAUGGGCUACCUCGGCUUUAAAAGUUCAUUUCAGUAAGUCCUGUUUCAAAAGUUUGUCCUUUUUUGCUUCUACCUUCAGUGCCACUAUUUUCCACUGCAGUGUUUUGACUUCACAAACCGCCUCCUCCAGAGAGAACAAUGUAUUGCUGAAAAUGGGCAGUAGAAGCAAAUGCUAUUGUUACAUUUGACCUAUAAAGUAUUCAGAGUGACUGCUAGGUAGAAAUUAAAACUUAGCUUUCCCAAAUAGCUCCUUAUUUUGCACCUUAUAAAAAGUAUACUAAUUGUUAAUUAGAUGUUGCUUUUGUUUAUACAAGCAUUCCCAAAGAACUAGAUUUGGAUUUUGUUUUGAGUUUUGGAUUUUUAAAAAUUAUCUGAUUUAGAUUGACUAACAGCAUACUUACAAUUUGAAAAGAAGCUGUUGUUCAGUUCAUCUUACCAGAUGUGUCUGGCGAAGUAUUCAGGGUUUGAUGGACUGCUUUACUUUCGUUUGGAAGUGAUAGCUAAGUUUAUUAUACUCUAUAUUAAACAACUUUGUUCAUUUCACUGAGGACCUUAUCUUCCUUAUAUUUCAGAACAAAGAAACAACAAGCAUGAAUAAAAAGACAAAUGUAUUUGACUUCCUCAUAAUCCCCAUCUGUAUGUGCUACCCUUUCCUUCAAAUAUAUAAAUGUGCAUCUUUUUUAAAAAACAAAAAACAGAGGUUCCUCUUCUGGCCAAAUUUGAUCUAUGGUGGUAUGAUUUAUACUGUUAAACUGAGAGAGGAAACCUUGUGGUUGAAAAUUCUGUGGCCGCUGUUUUCUUUUUGCAGUCAGCGGUCAAAACUGAUCAUGCCCUUAAAUCGAUUUUUAUGCACAGAACUGGUUAUUGUGAACAUUACUACUCCCUCCAAAGAUUUCCUGAUAACUUGGGCCAGAGCUGGUUACUGAGUAACAAGGAUCUAAUUCAAUGCCUCAAAACUCUUCCACCCACAAUGCAAAUCUUACCUCACAAGCGCUAACCUAAAUCAUAGAGACAUGCAUGUUCAUGCAUUAACACUGAUUUUGCUCUGUGGCCCCCCAGAUGGGUGGGCUCACGUCCCCUGACUCCUCACAUGAGUGCCUCAGCUCUAAGAGCCGUGGAACGGGGGGUAGGGAAGGUUUGCCAUCUGGAGCUCAGCAACUGGCUCAGCAAUGUUUUUUCCAUUUCAUUAGCACUAAACAAGUCUCUUGUUCUCAGGAAUUUGUCAGAAAAAGAAUAAAAUCACCUGAGACUCCACAUACCAGAUUAUAAACUCUUCUCAUAGGUUUGAAUUGCUUACUCACAUGUCAUAAAUUAACCACAGCUUCAUUUGACCACCAGGUCUAAAGUCUGUUGACAGUUUCAGCAUGACUGAAUCGCUCAUAUGUUUUUUUUUUUUGUUUUCUUUUUUUUUUCUUUCAGAAAUUGGCUUGGUUCUCUUUUUUUUUUUUAUAAACUUUUUUUUUAAUAAAUGAUUUCCACUUAAUGGUACAACAGAAUUAUUGCUUUCUUAGAUGUAUGUGUAGUAAAAGUCAAUAUACACAUUUAUAUAAUUUCUUUCUUCAAAAUCUUAUACCUAAUUUGAUAUUUCUAAAAAUUGCACAUGUAAGUCAUGUGUAUAACAUGCUAAAGUACUUUAACUGUGAUCUUAAAACUGAAUAAAAAUAUUUAAUAAAACUUUGAAAUAUUUUAAAGA
Messenger RNA from Cercocebus atys (sooty mangabey), 9449 nucleotides. It is a transcript of the gene BBX, whose product is annotated as bobby sox homolog (Drosophila). Gene Ontology annotation, cellular component: nucleus. Lineage: Eukaryota; Metazoa; Chordata; Mammalia; Primates; Cercopithecidae. Gene Ontology annotation, molecular function: RNA polymerase II transcription regulatory region sequence-specific DNA binding; DNA-binding transcription factor activity, RNA polymerase II-specific. Gene Ontology annotation, biological process: regulation of transcription by RNA polymerase II. Bases 955 to 3690 code for a protein of 911 amino acids. The transcript has 16 exons. The record is from RefSeq and is a predicted model, not a curated record.